AUGCAGGCGGUGAAGAGCUUUGACGUUGUGGUUCUCGGCGCGAGCGGCUUCACCGGCCGCCUCGUGUGCGAGCACAUAGCACGCGAUUAUCAGGGCAAGGUGCGAUGGGCAAUGGCAGGGCGUGACCGCGCCAAGUUGGAGGAAAUCAAGCGCAACCUGACUGAGAUCAACCCCGGAGUGCAGGCGGUGCCCGUGAUUGUUGCGGACGCCUUCGAUUACCCCUCCCUGGCGAGCCUGGCGCAGUCGUCUAAAGUCGUCAUCAACGUCGCGGGCCCCUAUGCCAAGUACGGCGACAAGGUUGUGGAGGCGGCCGUCAACGAGGGCGCGCACUACUGUGACCUCACAGGCGAGGUCAACUGGGUCAACCGCAUGAUCAGCAGGCACCACGAGACUGCAAAGCAAAAGGGCGUCAAGGUGGUGCACUGCUGUGGCUACGACAGCGUACCCUUUGACAUUGGGGUGCUGGUUGUAGCCGAUCACAUUCGGAAGAAGUUGGGCAAGGGCACCUCUCAGGUGUUUGGCUUGAUGGAGGACGCCCGCGGCGGUGUGUCUGGCGGCACCAUCGCCAGUGCAAUGAAUAUGGCCGUGGCUGAGGACCCAAGUGACGUGAAGAAAGCCAUGGGUGAUAAGUAUUACCUCUGCCCCCCUGGAGAGCGUGGGAGCGACAGCGCCAGCAUGCGCGCUUUGCUGCCGGAGUGGAACCGAUACAGCGGCGCCUGGAUGGCGCCAUUCGUGAUGGAGGCUGUCAACAGCCGCGUGGUGCACAGGAGCAACGCGCUGACCAAGGGGCACUAUGGCAGCGACUUCAAGUAUCGGGAGGCGGUGUCCACCAAGUCCCUCGUGGGUGCCAGCCUGAUCUCUGUAUUCAUGGUGGUCGCCGGCGCCGUCCUCAAUUUUGGGCCCCUGCGGGCGUUCGCCAUGAGGUACCUGCCAAAGCCAGGCGAGGGCCCCAGCAGGGAGACUAUGUUCAACGGCUACUGGAAGCACGCCGCCAUCGGGCUCACUGAGGAGGAGCCUGGGACAGAGCCGCAGGUGGUGGUGGCCAAGUGCAGCGACCCGCACCGCGACGGCGGCUACUGGUCCACCGCGCGCAUGCUGCUGGAGUCGGGCCUCUGCCUUGCGCUGGAUUCCGACAAGCUCAAGGAGGCGGGGCAGCUGCAGGGUGGCGUCCUGACCCCCGCGACGGCGAUGGGCUUGGUGCUGGCGGGCCGGCUGCGGGAGGCGGGCAUCACGUUUGACGUGGUCCAGUCGCCCGCUCUGAAGCAGGCCGCUGAGUAG
This is a messenger RNA of Monoraphidium neglectum, 1278 nucleotides long. RefSeq names its product saccharopine dehydrogenase (NAD(+),L-glutamate-forming). NCBI's taxonomy places the organism in Eukaryota, Viridiplantae, Chlorophyta, Chlorophyceae, Sphaeropleales, Selenastraceae. The transcript has 15 exons. The coding region runs from base 1 to 1278 and encodes 425 amino acids. Gene Ontology annotation, biological process: glycolipid biosynthetic process. Gene Ontology annotation, cellular component: mitochondrion; lipid droplet; plasma membrane. The record is from RefSeq and is a predicted model, not a curated record.